This is a messenger RNA of Lingula anatina, 2174 nucleotides long. RefSeq lists its product as uncharacterized. Gene Ontology annotation, biological process: intracellular signal transduction. The record is from RefSeq and is a predicted model, not a curated record. NCBI's taxonomy places the organism in Eukaryota, Metazoa, Brachiopoda, Lingulata, Lingulida, Lingulidae. Gene Ontology annotation, molecular function: protein binding.
UUGAAUUAUCACACUAUGAUUCGCAAUGGCGCAGGAGGGGUGGUUGUGCACUGACACGGCUAGCAGAGGGAUAGAGCUGACGCAGCGCAUUGUGGAAGCUUCACAGGAGGGAGAUUUUGAUACUAUAAAAUCCUUGCUAGAGGCAGGUGUGUCGGUGAACGCUGCCGAAUACAACAAAACUUUGUUUUAUGCCUCUCAGAAUUACAUGACUCCGCUUCAAAUUUGUGCAGAACAUGGGUUUUUAGAGUGUAUUACACUGUUGAUAAAGCAUGGAGCUGCUCUGGAUGCCAAAGACCGUUUUGAAGUGACUGCAGUCCACCUUGCUGCAGAGAAAGGGUAUUUCCAGUGUUUGAAAGCACUGCUAGAUGCUGGGGCGGACUGUAACAUUGGGACCAAGUAUUCUAGACAUGGCUACUACAAAGCAGUGCCAUACCCUGGGGGAACCACGGCACUGCACCUAGCUGCCAAGAACAAUCACGUGGAAUGUGUGAAGGAGCUCAUCCUCAGUGGGGCCGAUUUCAAUGCGCCAGACCAGCAUGGCCGCACCAGCCUGUAUAUAGCAGCCCACGAAGCCCACGAAGAGUGUGUGCUGGUCCAGCUUAGCUCUGCCCUGGGGAGAGAUAUCCUCUCUCUGCCGGUCAACAUUACAAAGGAAACUCCACUGCAUGAGUGUGUUCGUCAUGGUCAGCGGAGAGCUGUGCGGGAGUUACUGAAGCAUGGGUCAGAUGUCAACCACAAGAACAAUGCUGGCUUCACACCACUGCACCUGGCAGUGCAGGUGACCAGCUUUAACUUUGAGUUGUUACAAGACAUCGUCACCAUGGGCUACAAUGUUAACCUGGAUAUCAGAGAUGGAAAUGGUGUGACUGCUCUUGAACACGUCUCCCUCAAUGACAAAUUUGUUCGCCAGCCUGAAGUGGCCGCCUUCUUGGUAGCAUACGGUGCUAACUGGAAAAAGCUACGCUCCAAACAACUAACUCUGCUCCAGCAAGAGCUUCUGACUAAAUACACAGACCGAGUUCUUCUCCAUGCCAUGGCGGACAGUGCUGCAUCGUUACCAACUGUCGAAUCUCUGGAUCUGGAUACCCUCACAGCUCGCGGUGGCAUGAUUCGUCCACACAUGCCACGGUUAGCGUUUUCCGAGGAGAAACUAGAGUGGUACAAGAAUUUGAGCAGAAAUCCAAGAACACUGCAACAUAACUGUCGUUGUGCAAUAAGGUCGGCAAUGGGAAUGAAGAGACUGAAACAUAUUGCCAUCUUGCCACUACCACAGUCGCUGAGGGAUUAUUUGUUUUUGAAUAUCCACCAGCAUUUAGCCAGUUUAGAAGGGGCUAAUGGGGUCUAAACUUUUAUCAGUCUGAGACUCACAUUUAUUAUGUAAAUACUUUGAUUUCUUAUUUUCAUCUCCGCCAACAAAGGAGAAUUGUGUUUUCUCUGGCAUAGGGUUUUUGUUAAUGGGCAAAAUCACUCCCAUUGAAGUUCUUCACAAAUUUUGAUGAAAUUUGGAGGGAAAAGAGGGAUUGGCAGCUAUUCAGGAGGGAAGAAGGGAUUAAGAUUUCAAGUGAACUAGGGUCUCCUAGGGUUUUUUUUUUUUCUUGUAGGAUGUAAAAUGUGUACUCUUGUUACUUUAAAUAGUGGCAAACAUUUGCAAGUCCAUGAGACAUAGAGGCAGCUUGUGAUUUGGUGCUAAAUGCAGAGUGAUAUCCAGUGUAGUUAUUGCAGGUGCUACUAUGGUUAUAUACUUGUGCAGUGUAGGUAGUAUGUUACAAACCUAAGAUUUAUUAUUUAUCAAAUGAGAGUAAUGCCUGUGAGUGUAUAAAAGCAAUGAAGAAAAAUACUAAGCAAGAUUUUGAAGUUGAGCAGAAUUUUCAGGCUGAGGUCUUUGUAAAAUAUUUAAUGUAAAUAUGGAAAAAAGAUGUACAGUAGCAGCAAUGUACUUCGUAUUAUCCAUGAAUGAUCCUAAUAUACACUUGUAAAAAUGAAUAAAUGUUUAUUUUUGUAGUAUUGAAUGUUUUGCAGAGUGUGAUACUUCUGUUCAUAUUGUGGAAUUUGGUCCCAUUCCUUAUUUUACACUUUUUAAGUCAAGGCAAUUUUAUUUUUGUGUCACACCAAACUUAUUCUUUUAUAUAAUACAAGAAAACGCGUAAAAUAAAGCUGUUUGUUAAAUCCCCUCA